AUCCUUUGACUACCUGGUACUCCAGGUUUUUGGCAUGAGUUCUCACACCUGCCUUCUAUUCUCAUAUUAAGGAGGUGUAACUCCCCUAAAGUCACACAAUUCUACCUUUAUCCCCAUCUCAGCAUGGCCAUCCCAAGAGUCCAUGUCAAUGAGAAAAGCCCCCUGGGCGAGAACACCAACACAAAAGAUAGCGGCAUCGACAAGCGACAAUCGGCACAAAUCAUUGCCCCAACGCGAAAGUCACUACAUCAGAACAUCUUUGGGAAGCUCCGUCCUCUGCCUUUCCAGUAUCACUGGACAGUCUGGUAUGACAGGCAUUCCGACUCCACCGACUACGAUAACAGGCUGUACGUCCUUCAUGAAGAUGUCGCCGAUAUUGCGACCUUCUACCGGGUUUACAACAACUACCCAUGGGAGAAGAUCCGGCUCAGAGACACGGUGCAUAUCUUUCGCAAGGGGGUGCGUCCCGUGUGGGAAGAUCAGGAGAACCUGAAGGGAGGAUGUUGGAGAUUCCGUGUGCCGAAGAGUAAAGCCCAGGAGUUCUUCCAUGAGAUUGCUAUUCUCUGCAUGGCAAAUGAAUUUCAGGCCGUCCUUGAGCAGGAACAUGACCAUGUUCUCGGGGUUUCAACCUCAGUCCGGUUCAACACUCAUCUGAUCUCGGUUUGGAACAAGCUUGGCUCCAAUGAACGUUCUAUCAAGGCAUUGGAAAGAACUAUCCUCGACCGGUUGUCGCCGGAACUACGACCCACUGGGACGGGGUCCAAUGCGUAUUUCUAUAAGCGUCACGAUGAGAACGACGGAUAUCAAGAAGCUGUUGAGCGAGCUGCCUCGAAGGACUGAGGGAUUCUUUUAAAUACGCUGUGUUGUACUAGAAUAGUUGAUACUCUUUCUCGCUCCGGUCUGGUUUCAGGGACUUCUCUGUUUAUGCGCUACUGGCAUAGCGCUGUUUAAGAUAGGUCCAAAUUCUGAACCGCUC
Molecule: messenger RNA, 976 nt
Organism: Aspergillus pseudonomiae
Lineage: Eukaryota; Fungi; Ascomycota; Eurotiomycetes; Eurotiales; Aspergillaceae
Product: eukaryotic translation initiation factor 4E
Exons: 2
Coding region: 124-840 (238 amino acids)
Biological process (GO): translational initiation
Cellular component (GO): eukaryotic translation initiation factor 4F complex
Molecular function (GO): translation initiation factor activity; RNA 7-methylguanosine cap binding
Source: RefSeq, a predicted model, not a curated record